CAACACAAAGAAGCCGAAGCGUUGGGCUGGAAAAAAACCCCAUUAGAUCUCAAGCCAAGAGAAGGACUCAAUUAAUGACAACAGUUUCAAUAAAAAACGGCCUUGUUUUUUUUUUUUUUUUUUUUAUCCAUAGUUGGUCACAUUUCUCAUACAUUGAAAGGGAAACUGCACAGCCGUCGUACAGGAGAGAGUGAAGCAUAAACAGCGAGACGUUCUGUAUCCCAAUGGCUUGGUGGUCGGAGGCAGUGUUCACUCUCUGCCAAGCCGUGGUUCUGGUGCCUCUGUAGCGGCUGGGAUACGCUGCUGGCACCGGGUUGACGGAUGAAAGACAUGCCUGCGUUGGAUGCUGCGAGCUGAAACAGAGGUGGUUUCAACGGACGCUGGCUGGGAAUCCCCGUUCUGUGCGCUAGAUUGCAAACGGAAGUGGAUGGAUACCAUUGCUCCCUGAUACGUACUGACCCGGCCCAUCCUGUUUGACCUCUGACCCCAAACCCCUGAGUCUCACCCCAUCGCCAUGACGUCGACCUCGUGGCCUCAGCUGCUGGCCUUCAAGCUGGCCCUUCCACCCCGUGACCCUGGGAUCCCAGAGAGGAUCUUCAGCUGUGACGAGGAGAUCGAGCGGCGCUACGAGAUUGUCCCCUCCGUGGUCUGUUCCAUGUGCUGUCUCUUCGGUAUCAUCUAUUGCUUCUUUGGGUACCGAUGCUUCAAGGCGGUGAUGUUCCUGACGGGCCUGAUGUUCGGCUCGGUCAUCAUCUUCAUGCUGUGUUACAAGGAGCGCGUCCUGGACACGCAGCUGAGCGUGGAGGCCUCGGUGGGCAUCGGCCUGGGCAUCGGCACCCUGUGCGGGCUGGUCACCAUGCUGGUCCGCUCCGUGGGCCUCUUCAUGGUGGGCCUGCUGCUGGGCCUCCUUCUGGGAGUCGCCUCCCUGGUGGUGAUGGAGGAGUUCCACCACCCACGGACGGUGUGGGUGCCCCUCGGGGUCUUGCUGGGGUCAGGGAUGCUGUUCGCCGUGCUCACCCUCCAGUGGCAGCGCUUCUUCACCACCCUGUCCACCGCCGUGUUCGGCUCGGCGGUCAUCACCAUCACCGUGGACUACUUCAUCGAGCUGUUCGCCCUGGUCAGGUACAUCUUGGAGAGGAUCAAGGUGGCGCCGCCCCGUCCUGUCUGCUGGUUCACCUGGGUCAUCAUGGGGGUGUGGCCUGUCCUGGCGUUGCUAGGGGUCCUCAUCCAAUGGAAAGUCACCGCAGAGGGAUACUCCCACACAGAGCUGGUCCUCAGUAGACAGCAGAGGCGUGUUCAGCUGAUGCGGAUCCACCAGAAGGAGGAGAGGUUGCAGAAGGAGGUGAGGAAGAAGAAGAAGAAGAAGCAGAAACAGCAGCGGCCUCAGCAGAAACAGCCGGGUCAUCCCCAACACCAGCAGUACCACCACCCGCCUCCACCCAGCUACCCCCCUCCACCCAGCGUCUCCACCACCACCAAGCCUCUGCUUCCAGAGCCGGUCACCUACCACAGGAAGCCCAACCCCAUACGACGCUUUGAUGGUGACGUUCUCUCUCCGAGCUACAUUGCUAGUUUCCGAGACAGGCACGGGGACAAACGGGGGUACCCUCGUCACAGCAGACCCAUCGCCGGGCACCACACAGCAGACCGGGACUAUGACUGCGGAUCCCAAGUGCCCCUGACGGCCGCCAAUGGACCCGCCGUGCGUGUCUGACAGCGUGGAAAAAGCCUUCGUUCAGUGUGUAAUAACAAUCGUGGUGCAACUGGCCUGGGUGGGACUCUUUAAGAAAACGUUGUCAAUAUCUGGAUUGAACUUUGACCCUGGCCCAGUGUAUUCUGGGGUGGAUAUCAGUAUGUCCUCCAUUUGCAUCGCUUACAUUCCUCCUUGAACCAACGUUUCUAAAUCACUAACAUUCCUACCUAAACCAAUCAAUGUCCAGAACACUAACAUUCCUCUCUGAACCAAUCAGUGUUCAUCUCACAAAAAUUCCUCCCUGAACCAGUCAGUGUCCAAAUCAAUAACAUUCCUCCCUGAACCAAUCAGAGUCCAGAUCACUAACAUUCCUACCUAAACCAAUCAGUGUCCAAAUCACUAACAUUCCUCCCUGAACAAAUCAGUGUCCAGGUCACUAACAUUGCUCCCUAAACCAAUCAGAGUCAAGAUCACUUAAACCCUGGAAAGAGGUACUCUGCAAAGGAUUAAAAAAACUAUUAAACUGAUUCCGUUCUCCAUUUCGGUUUUCUAACAUUCCAUCCUUUAUCCUUCCUGUUUAGAUGGGCUGUUUAGAUGGGCUGUCACCAUCCUGUAAUUGCUAUGUCACAGUACCAUGACCCAUUGGAGACACCCUCUGCCAGGUUAUGUUUCAGUACAUUGCUGCCAGUAUCCUGCCCACCACAGACUGAUGUAUGAGCCCUUCUUCAAGCUUUACGUGCUCCCACAUUUUCCCUGAUCAUCUUCUGUGAUAUUUGGGCCGGUGUUGAUGUUUUGUGUGAGUCCAGGAUCAUUGUACUGAAAUGUCAGAACCUGACCCAGAUCCGGACUCGACCCGGCUUGUCCUCGAUGAAGUCCUGUCAACCUGAUCACCUCAUUAAGGCUGUGGGCUCAUUGGAUGGGCUUGAAACAUGAGAUGUUUGCUGUGAAGCUCCUGUAUUAUUCAAACAGUCCUGCUGUGGGCUUUCAAUUGCUCUUUACUGGCCUUGUGUUGGGCUCCCUUCUCCUCCCCUCUCGUCUCCUCCCUCCCUUCUCCUCCCCUCUCAUCUCCUCCCCUCUCGUCUCCUCCCGUGAGUCCGGUGUGGUGGGGGGGUACUAUGGUCUGUGUGGUAAUGUCUACCUCUGGGUUGCGUGUUGGACUGCAGAAUAUACAGCUGUGCUUUUGUCCUGUGAUGCUGCCUGAAAUCCUUGGGUUGUCUAAUUCAAAAUCCAGUCAAAUCCGAAAGCAAAUCCCAAAUUCCCAAUUGUAAAUCAUCCCAACUGAAACGCAGUGAAAGGAUGGAUUUCACAUUGGAAUUUUUAACCAUCUUGGCUGAAAGUAAAGAGAAACAAUUGUCCAGACCCUGGUGCCUGGGGAGGUGUGGGGAGGUGUGGGGAGGUGACUAGAUAAAAUAAUACAGAGGGCCUAUAGUACAGCGAGUGUGGAUGACAUUUCACAUGUACAGCAUCAUGUAAAGGAGGCUGUGCCAUGACCACCACCUCCUGUGGGACCCGGCUCUUAUGGAGGUUCGGAGCUAGGUCCUCGGCCCGGCAGUCAUGUGCGCCUGCACCCCGGUCGCGCCACUGCGUAGCCUUUUGUUGUGCGUCUCUAGAGGAGGCGUUUCCCCGUCGGUGUGGGAGCCCCUGAGUUGCUGACCUCCAUCUGUGUUUACAAUGUUCAGGUACUCUCAGAGUGACCCGUGUUAUGCACGGAGGAUUGUGUGCUGAGGAUAUGCCAGGGACACAGUGUGUGUGUGUGUGUGUGUUUGUUUGCACGUGUAUAUUUGACAGACGCUUGAAGGCACUUCGUCAUGUGCUGCAUGUUUUAAGUGGGGGGUGGAUCCAUUGGGAAUAAAACCCACAACCUCUGGCAUUGCAAGCCUGACACUGUGUAAGGGCUGAGCCACGGAGGACGACGUGUCUUUUUAGGACAAAAUAUGUUGUACAUGUUGGUGGCAGACGCUCGCUCUGUUUCUUCCCCGGGGAAAGAUCAUGGCUACUCCCCCCUGGCUCCGGUUAAAAGUUAAAGGGCCUGCAGGAUUCAUCCGGUUUUAUCUUGUUACACGACUGUCAGUCAAAGAUACCUUUAAUGUCUGUAAAUACUGUACAGCUUUUGAAUGUUGUAUCUUGCUUGUUGUCAAAAUGGUGUACCUAACAGUGCUAUUCUUUUUUAUUGAUUGAUUAAAUCAGAUUUUUUUUCUGAGAAUAGAGUUAACACCCCUUUGUAAGUGUAUUUAUCUCCUGUAUGAAUGGAUCACUGGGGCUCGGUGGGCAGCCGUAACAUAAAGUUUGCUAGCUGGGAUACGUUAGCUCACAGGGAUAACGUUAGCUAGCUGGUAUACGUUAGCUCACAGGGAUAACGUUAGCUAGCUGGUAUACGUUAGCUCACAGGGAUAAAGUUAACUAGCUGGGAUAACGUUAGCUAGCUGGUAUACAUUAGCUCGCAGGGAUAAAGUUAGCUAGCUGGGAUACGUUAGCUCACAGGGAUAAAGUUAACUAGCUGGGAUAACGUUAGCUAGCUGGGAUAACAACACCAGUUACAUUGUAGAGCGGCACCCCACUGCUGGCAUGGAUCAUAUAUUACCCCGCCGGCGUCUUGUGUCAAUCACCUUUCAAAAGCUUGUCCGCUCUGCAACCUGACUUGAAUCGAAUUGCAGGCAUUUCUACUGGGGACCACAUGAUUUGCACUUCUCCCCUAUGGACUGUCAGCUGUUGGUUUCCACAGCAGCGACCCAAUCGGUAACAUAUUCCCUUCAGUGCCCUGCUGAUAACUGGAGCCCAGUUUAAAAAUAGUGCCCUGACUUGGAGAAUAGGGUGCCAUUUGGUACGUACAUAUCAGUUAAGGCAUUAUCUAGUCAUGCGUGCAAGGGGACACUAAACAGUAGAUCUGAGCCUGGAAAACAUUAUUAUUAUUAUUACUGUUGUAAUGGUCAUUAUUAUUGAGCAUGUAUUUGUAUGAACAUAAAUAUGAUAAACGUUGUGAUUAAAAAGGCAAUGACUCAGUU
Molecule: messenger RNA, 4695 nt
Organism: Esox lucius (northern pike)
Lineage: Eukaryota; Metazoa; Chordata; Actinopteri; Esociformes; Esocidae
Gene: tmem198aa
Product: transmembrane protein 198a
Exons: 7
Coding region: 515-1714 (399 amino acids)
Biological process (GO): positive regulation of canonical Wnt signaling pathway
Cellular component (GO): plasma membrane; cytoplasmic vesicle
Source: RefSeq, a predicted model, not a curated record